This is a messenger RNA of Saccoglossus kowalevskii, 766 nucleotides long. Its product is annotated as alpha-crystallin A chain-like. Gene Ontology annotation, biological process: response to heat; protein refolding. The record is from RefSeq and is a predicted model, not a curated record. Gene Ontology annotation, cellular component: cytoplasm; nucleus. NCBI's taxonomy places the organism in Eukaryota, Metazoa, Hemichordata, Enteropneusta, Harrimaniidae.
AACACCAAAUCUGGCAUCAGGAAAGACUCCCUUCAAGCGCACAGAGACCAGGAAGACUGAUAGUUCGGAGCAAAGUCUCGUCGAACCAAAGGCAAAGAACUUUAGGUUGGCUGUAGAUGUCGGUAACGUCAGUCCCGAUGACCUGAGUGUUAAAAUUUCCGAUGGCGUUCUCAAAGUAAAUGGCAAAUCAACGGAGGCCGACACGGACGGCAAUGUGUACAGCGUGUAUACCUUCACCCAUGAGUUCAUGCUUCCAAAAAACGUUAACGUCGACUCUCUGACUUCGAAACUGAAAGAAGAUGGGGUGCUGAUGUUCGAGGCUCCACUGCUGGCUACCAAAGAACCAACAGAAAUAUACUUGCCUAUUACAGUUGACAAAACGAAUGAACUGAAUGAAGAACCCGAGUCUAAAACUGAGUUGCCGCAAUCAGAAGAAUCUCUGAAAUGUGAAGCAGGGAACUGAAAUGUCGCCGACGCCGAACAUUAAUCCAACAUAACGUGUAUCUUCACGAUCUAUUCGAACACUGAGUGGCGACGAAUGUCCUUUCUCGAAAUUUAUAAUUUAGUGACAGUUGUUAUUAAGGAUGGGUGCAGAAUAGGAUUGAUUUAAAUAUGGACAAAUUUUUAUAUCGUAUCUCAUUUCAAAAUUGUUAUGCAUUUGGGCAUCAUUUGUAUUUGUUUUAUUUUUACCCAUUGUUAAACGGAGCUGGGUGCAUUUCAUUUACCAUUCCUGUUAUAAUAUUAUUUUAUUAAUACAUGUUAUUCA